Solanum lycopersicum (tomato) is the source of this 1737-nucleotide messenger RNA. RefSeq lists its product as uncharacterized. NCBI's taxonomy places the organism in Eukaryota, Viridiplantae, Streptophyta, Magnoliopsida, Solanales, Solanaceae. The record is from RefSeq and is a predicted model, not a curated record. Gene Ontology annotation, biological process: tRNA methylation; rRNA base methylation. Gene Ontology annotation, molecular function: iron-sulfur cluster binding; RNA methyltransferase activity.
GAUCUUUGCAUUGCAAGGCUAUAAUUUGCAAUUACAAGAAACUUUUGGACCUUUUCCCAAAUUCAAUUUUGCAAAACUAUACCUAGUGUUUUUGCCGAUUGCAAACGUCGCCGUUAGAACAUCGGCCGUCGUUGCUCCAGUUAGGGCAAGAAAAAGUGAAGUGAAGGUUCAAUGGCGUUGAAAUCAGUAUUCGAUUCUUCAGUGAUUAGGGCAGAAUUCGACAAAGCCGGAAUCAACAAUCGCUUCAUCCCUCUUAUUUGGAAGUAUGUAAUACAGAAUCCAGAUUGCAAUUGGGAAGAUAUUCCAUCUUUGCCCUCGUCAGCUUACACUUUGCUUCGUGCCAAGUUCAAAGCUUCAACUUCUGUUGUCCACUCUGUCUUCGAGUCAAACGACGGGGUUACCACCAAGCUCCUCAUCAAGCUUCAGAAUGGAGCAUUUGUGGAGUCUGUGAUUAUGAGAUAUGACUCCAGCUUGGGGAAAUUAAAUGGAAAGCCUCGUCCUGGAGGACCAAGAUCAACCUUGUGUGUAUCCUCUCAGGUUGGAUGCAAAAUGGGCUGUACAUUCUGUGCUACCGGAACCAUGGGGUUCAAAAAUAACCUGUCUUCUGGAGAGAUAGUUGAACAGUUGGUGCAUGCCUCUCAUUUAUCAACCAUCCGUAAUAUUGUUUUCAUGGGAAUGGGAGAACCGUUGAACAACUACUCUUCCCUGGUGGAUGCCAUACGAGUGAUGACAGCAUCUCCAUUUCAGAUCUCUCCUAGAAAAAUUACAGUCUCAACGGUUGGAAUAAUUCAUGCCAUUAACAAGCUCCACAAUGACAUCCCAAAUUUGAACUUGGCAGUCUCUUUGCAUGCACCGGUGCAAGAUAUCCGUUGUCAGAUAAUGCCUGCAGCAAGAGCUUUUCCUUUGGAAAAACUCAUGAAUGCACUGCAAGAAUAUCAAAAGAAAAGCCAGCAAAAGAUCUUUAUAGAAUAUAUUAUGCUUGAUGGACUAAAUGAUGAGGAGCAACACGCCCAUCAGCUUGGGAAACUGCUAGAAGCAUUUCAAGUGGUUGUGAAUCUCAUACCUUUUAAUCCAAUUGGAUCAUUAAGUCAAUUCAUUACCAGUACAAAUCAGAAAGUCGCCAGGUUUCAGAAAAUAUUAAGGGACAUCUAUGAUAUUCGCACAACUGUUCGCAAGGAGAUGGGCCAAGAUAUAAGUGGUGCCUGUGGUCAAUUGGUGGUUAAUCUUCCAGAUAAACGCUCUAUCAGCAAUGCAGCUCCUCUAACAGACAUCGAGGAUAUUCGUAGGCAGUAGAGUUAUAGAAUUCUAUGUUAAAAGGAGAGACGAUUAGCAGCUCUAUCUACAGGAUCUAUAUUGCUUUCAGUCUCUGCAUUAAGUUGCUGUUAGUCCCUGCCAAUCUGUGGUUGUGGUUGAACUAAGUUGGAUCUCACUUUUCAGAAGGCUUUUGUGGAAAGGUCUUAAUGGAGGAGUGAAUGAUGCAUCACAAGCUCAAGGGAGAUAUAUGACGAGCUACCUUUCUAAUAUAUAUAUUUUUUCCUUUUCUCAAAUUAGGAAUGUAAUUUUUUAAAAUUAGAAAUCGCACUUCAAAGGCAUGGACGUGUACAAGAAAUUGCUUAAGGAGAUGUGUGUUCAGAAAAUAUUGUGCACAAUCAUGAAAUUGGAAGACAUCAUAAGCUAGGCUACUGAUGUUGGUCUGCAUCUAUGAUUUUAGAUGUAUGCAAUUUUAAAUCACCACAA